Messenger RNA from Saccostrea cuccullata (small rock oyster), 3066 nucleotides. RefSeq lists its product as uncharacterized. Gene Ontology annotation, biological process: DNA replication. Lineage: Eukaryota; Metazoa; Mollusca; Bivalvia; Ostreida; Ostreidae. The coding region runs from base 1 to 3066 and encodes 1021 amino acids. The record is from RefSeq and is a predicted model, not a curated record. The transcript is spliced from 2 exons. Gene Ontology annotation, molecular function: DNA binding; nucleotide binding; DNA-directed DNA polymerase activity.
AUGGAAACGCAUGAGUCCUUAGACCAGAAACGAGAAGCAAUAGCCCUCAUGGAACAGGCCGAGUGUGAUAUCAAUCAGUCUUGUGGAUCUGCAGAGUGGACGAAGCUACAACAGGUGUUAGCUCCUCAGUAUCGACUGAAAAUAUUUCAGUUCAAGUCCACUUCCACUAAACUCUGUUUAGAACCUAUCUACAAAGGCUUUGGAAAUGGAACUUAUUUGAACAUUUUGUUAGACGACCAUCAUUACGAUGCCAUCCUAUCGAUGCCGGGAGUAACGGGGAACCAAUAUUACUGUGAUCAUUGCGAUGUGGGGUACAGGAAUGUCACAGACCAUCGGACCAAGUGCCCUCAUCGCUGUCCCUUUUGUUUACGACACCCUAAAUGUCCCGAAGACGGGAGCAAUAUUCAAUGCCAGGAAUGCCAUGGAAUUUUUAAGAACAGGACCUGCUAUGAAAAUCAUUUAAGACCCCAUAGUAAGAAAACCACCACUACUGUCUGCAGUUUAAUGGACGAUGCAAGAAGUGUCGUCCAUUGGAUACCUAAGAUUUUAUUCCCUCAUCACAAGUGCGGAGGACAGAAACAGUGUAAGAUCUGUAAGAAAAUCGUUGAUGCCGAUCAUCAGUGCUACGUUCAACAGAAGCCCGAGAAGAAGAAGAAGGGGAAAAACACCUUACAGUUUUACAUCUAUUUCGAUUUCGAAUGCACUCAGGAAACCGGCAUUCACAUCCCUAAUCUGUGUGUGGCACACCGCGUCUGUCAACAUUGCGGUCACUUACCCAUAGACCAGCCCUGUCCUCAUUGUCAACACAUGGGACCUCUGCAUUCUGCCCCCCUAAAACCUAACGUCAUCAUGAACGGCAGUAAGAUCUUGUACAUGGAAAUAUGCGGACUGAAAUUCAUCGACUCUUAUAAUUUCUUACCGUUUGCUUUGGCCAAGAUGCCCUCGGCUUUCGGAUUCACCGAACUCAAGAAAGGCUAUUUCCUCCACUUUUUUAAUACGGAACAGAACCAGAAUUACGUGGGACCUUAUCCACCGGCAGCUUUCUACAAUCCCGACGAAAUGUCUAUCAGUGGACGACAGGCCUUUUUCCAAUGGUACGAACAACAGACCGGAAAAGUGUUUGAUUUCCAGAAAGAGUUUGUAGAGUAUUGUAUCUCCGACGUCGACAUUUUACGACGAUUCUGUGCACAGUUUAGAGCCACCCUCAAGACUUUGGUCAACGUGGACCCUUUCCAGGAAUCCAUCACUUUUGCCAGUGCUGCUAAUUUAGCCUACCGUCGACAAUUCUUGCCUGAAGAAACCAUUGCCAUCAUUCCUAACCUUGGGUAUCAACCAGCACGACAAUAUUCGGCCAAAGCCUGUCGGUGGCUCACCUGGAUGAGUCAACAGACCGGAUGUCACAUACAACAUGCCAGAAACGGGGGCGAAGUCCAGAUCGGAAAUUAUACCGUCGACGGAUACCAAGAAGCGACUCGCACCGUCUACGAAUUUUACGGGUGCUAUUGGCACGGAUGCCCCACCUGCUAUCCCAGUUUACAGACCGAAACUCAUCCUCACCGGACCCAAUUUACUUACCAACAAUUACACGAGGAAACCAUCAGAAGGACUUUGGCCUUGGAGGACAUGGGGUACACCGUCCGUAGCAUCUGGGAGCACGAUUUCGAUCAGCAAGUGCAAAGAGAUGUGAGUUUACAGCAUUUUGUACGAGACCUGGACAUUCCGGAUCCUUUGAACCCUCGAAAAGCCCUGUACGGAGGCCGGACUAAUGCCACCCUAUUAUAUUGUGAGGAAGGGGACAUUAGAUACGUGGACGUUUGUUCCCUAUACCCUUACGUGUUGAAACACAGACCUUUUCCUGUAGGGCAUCCCGAGAUCAUCACAGACGAGUUCCAGGACGUGAGAAGUUAUUUCGGCCUCAUUCACUGUCGGGUCUUACCUCCCCGAGACCUCUAUCACCCCGUAUUACCUUAUCGGACGGGAGGCAAGUUAUUAUUUCCCUUAUGUCGCACGUGUGCCGAACGACAGGACUCUACUUCUCAAGAUCGAUGUCAACACACCGACCAGGAACGCAGUCUCACGGGUACUUGGGUGACAACCGAAUUACAUAAAGCCCUAGACAUGGGAUAUACCUUAGAUCGAAUCUACGAAGUGUGGCAUUUUAAAGAAAGCAGACAGGAUUUAUUCAGAUCCUACAUCGAUACCUUCCUCAAGAUCAAACAGGAAGCGUCCGGAUUUCCCCCCGACUGUAAGACCUCAGAACAAGAACAAGAUUACAUUCGACAAGUCUUAUACAAAGAAGGAUUCAUGAUGGACAUUCUCAGUUUCGAGAAGAAUCCAGUGAGAAGAACCAUUGCUAAACUCUUUUUAAAUUGUCUGUGGGGAAAAUUUGAUCAACGCUUGUUAUUACCCAAAACCAGAUACUUGGAUGAAGAAGAGGAAUUACAGCAACUUUUACAAGAUUCGACUCUCGACAUCAAGGGCAUGCAACUCUUAGACAAUAAAGAGGACCCCAAUGAGGACAAGAUGCUAGUGAAUUAUCAAGACAAACAGGAAUUCGUCGAAGAAUGUCCCUUUGGAAACGUGGUCCUGGCUUGUUUUACCACCGCGCAUGCCCGCUUACACCCCUACGAGACUUUACAACCUUUAGGAGAUCGGGUCCUUUAUUUCGAUACGGACAGUAUCAUUUAUCAACAUCGGGAAGGAGCCUUUAAUCCUACCUUGGGCAACAGUUUAGGAGAAUGGACCGACGAAUUAGACGGGGAUCACAUUAUCAAAUUCAUGUCGGCAGGCCCUAAAAAUUAUGGUUACCGGACGACCAAAGGAACCGAGACCCUUAAAGUCAAAGGAAUCACUCUCAACUAUCGAACCUCCCAGAUCGUGUCCCUAGAGACUUUAGAAAAAAUGCUCAAAGGAGAAAUAGAGGAAGUUACAGUACUUUAUCCCCACAAAAUCCAGAGGACUCGUGAUCAUGAGGUCUUGACCAAACCUUUAGAGAAAAAGUAUAGAAUUGUGUAUGAUAAGAGACAAUUGUUACCCUCUUAUAAUACUUUACCUUAUGGUUAUUAA